AGACGGCGGUGGGACGGCCAGGCCCCGGCCCCGCCAGUGUGUCCGCCCGGCCCCGCGUCCCGGAGCGCCCGCACCCGGCCCCGCCGCCGCCUCAGAGCAAGAAAGCUUUCUGCUCAGCCAUGGCUACGAGUCCACGCCUUAAUGCACCCCACAGCCAGCGGCAGUGGCAGUGACAACAGCGGGACCUGCCUUUGAAGAUCGGCUGCUGCAAGGGUUGAUGGCUGGCAUGUCGCAAAGACCCCCCAGCAUGUACUGGUGUGUGGGGCCGGAGGAGUCAGCUGUGUGUCCAGAACGUGCCAUGGAGACGCUUAACGGUGCCGGGGACACGGGCGGCAAGCCGUCCACGCGGGGCGGUGACCCUGCAGCGCGGUCCCGCAGGACGGAAGGCAUCCGCGCCGCGUACAGGCGGGGAGACCGCGGCGGCGCCCGGGACCUGCUGGAGGAGGCCUGCGACCAGUGCGCGUCCCAGCUGGAAAAGGGCCAGCUUCUGAGCAUCCCGGCAGCCUAUGGGGAUCUGGAGAUGGUCCGCUACCUACUCAGCAAGAGACUGGUGGAGCUGCCCACCGAGCCCACGGAUGACAACCCAGCCGUGGUGGCAGCGUAUUUUGGACACACGGCAGUUGUGCAGGAAUUGCUUGAGUCCUUACCAGGUCCCUGCAGUCCCCAGCGGCUUCUGAACUGGAUGCUGGCCUUGGCUUGCCAGCGAGGGCACCUGGGGGUUGUGAAGCUCCUGGUCCUGACGCACGGGGCUGACCCGGAGAGCUACGCUGUCAGGAAGAAUGAGUUCCCUGUCAUCGUGCGCUUGCCCCUGUAUGCGGCCAUCAAGUCAGGGAAUGAAGACAUUGCAAUAUUCCUGCUUCGGCAUGGGGCCUAUUUCUGUUCCUACAUCUUGCUGGAUAGUCCUGACCCCAGCAAACAUCUGCUGAGAAAGUACUUCAUUGAAGCCAGUCCCUUGCCCAGCAGUUAUCCGGGAAAAACAGCUCUCCGUGUGAAAUGGUCCCAUCUCAGACUGCCCUGGGUAGACCUAGACUGGCUCAUAGACAUCUCCUGCCAGAUCACGGAGCUCGACCUUUCUGCCAACUGCCUGGCGACCCUCCCCUCGGUUAUCCCCUGGGGCCUCAUCAAUCUCCGGAAGCUGAACCUCUCCGACAACCACCUGGGGGAGCUGCCUGGCGUGCAGUCAUCGGACGAAAUCAUCUGUUCCAGGCUACUUGAAAUUGACAUUUCCAGCAACAAGUUGUCCCACCUCCCUCCUGGAUUCUUGCACCUCUCAAAACUUCAAAAACUGACAGCUUCAAAAAAUUGUUUAGAAAAAUUGUUCGAAGAAGAAAAUGCCACUAACUGGAUAGGUUUACGGAAGCUACAGGAACUUGAUAUAUCUGACAAUAAAUUGACAGAACUCCCUGCCCUGUUCCUUCACUCUUUCAAGUCCCUCAAUUCUCUGAAUGUCUCCAGAAACAACCUGAAGGUGUUUCCAGAUCCCUGGGCCUGCCCUUUGAAAUGUUGUAAAGCUUCCAGAAAUGCCCUGGAAUGUCUGCCAGACAAAAUGGCUGUCUUUUGGAAAAAUCACCUGAAGGAUGUGGAUUUCUCAGAAAACGCACUCAAAGAAGUUCCCCUGGGACUUUUCCAGCUUGAUGCCCUCAUGUUCUUGAGGUUACAGGGGAACCAGCUGGCGGCACUUCCACCUCAAGAGAAGUGGACCUGCAGGCAGCUCAAAACCCUGGAUCUCUCCAGAAACCAACUUGGCAAAAAUGAAGAUGGACUGAAAACGAAGCGUAUUGCCUUUUUCACCACCAGAGGUCGCCAGCGCUCCGGGACUGAGGCAGCAAGUGUGCUGGAAUUUCCGGCCUUCCUAAGUGAGUCUUUGGAAGUCCUUUGCCUGAACGACAACCACCUCGACACAGUCCCUCCCUCGGUUUGCCUACUGAAGAGCUUAUCAGAGCUCUACUUGGGAAACAACCCUGGCCUCCGGGAGCUCCCUCCUGAGCUGGGGCAGCUGGGCAACCUCUGGCAGCUGGACACUGAAGACCUGACCAUCAGCAAUGUGCCUGCAGAAAUCCAAAAAGAAGGCCCCAAAGCAAUGCUGUCUUACCUGCGUGCUCAGCUGCGGAAAGCGGAAAAGUGCAAGCUGAUGAAGAUGAUCAUCGUGGGUCCCCCGCGCCAGGGCAAGUCCACCCUCCUGGAGAUCUUACAGACGGGGAGGGCCCCCCAGGUGGUGCAUGGAGAGGCCACCAUCAGGACCACCAAGUGGGAGCUCCAGAGGCCGGCUGGCUCGAGAGCCAAGGUUGAGUCCGUGGAGUUCAACGUCUGGGACAUCGGGGGACCGGCCAGCAUGGCCACUGUCAACCAGUGCUUCUUCACGGACAAGGCCCUGUACGUGGUGGUCUGGAACCUGGCGCUGGGGGAGGAGGCCGUGGCCAACCUCCAGUUCUGGCUGCUCAACAUCGAGGCCAAGGCCCCAAACGCCGUGGUGCUGGUGGUCGGGACGCACCUGGAUUUAAUUGAAGCCAAGUUCCGUGUGGAAAGGAUUGCAACGCUGCGUGCCUAUGUGCUGGCACUCUGCCGCUCCCCCUCCGGCUCCAGGGCCACAGGCUUCCCAGACAUCACCUUCAAACACUUACAUGAGAUUUCCUGCAAGAGCCUGGAAGGUCAGGAAGGGCUGCGACAGCUGAUUUUCCACGUCACGUGCAGCAUGAAGGACGUGGGCAGCACCAUCGGCUGCCAGCGACUGGCAGGGCGGCUGAUCCCCAGGAGCUACCUGAGCCUGCAGGAGGCCGUGCUGGCAGAGCAGCAGCGCCGCAGCCGGGACGACGACGUGCAGUACCUGACGGACAGGCAGCUGGAGCAGCUGGUGGAGCAGACGCCCGACAACGACAUCAAGGACUACGAGGACCUGCAGUCAGCCAUCAGCUUCCUCAUAGAAACCGGCACCCUGCUCCAUUUCCCGGACACCAGCCACGGCCUGAGGAACCUCUACUUCCUCGACCCUAUUUGGCUCUCCGAAUGUCUGCAGAGGAUCUUUAAUAUUAAGGGCUCUCGGUCAGUGGCCAAGAAUGGGGUGAUCAGAGCAGAAGACCUCAGGAUGCUGCUGGUGGGGACUGGCUUCACGCAGCAGACGGAAGAGCAGUACUUCCAGUUCCUGGCCAAGUUUGAGAUCGCCCUGCCCGUCGCCAAUGACAGCUACCUCCUGCCCCAUCUCCUUCCAUCUAAACCUGGCCUGGACACCCACGGUAUGCGGCACCCCACAGCCAACACCAUUCAGAGGGUAUUUAAGAUGAGCUUCGUUCCCGUUGGCUUCUGGCAAAGGUUUAUAGCACGGAUGCUGAUCAGCCUGGCGGAGAUGGACCUGCAGCUUUUUGAAAACAAGAAGAAUACUAAAAGCAGGAACAGGAAAGUCACCAUUUACAGUUUUACAGGAAACCAGAGAAAUCGCUGUAGCACAUUCAGAGUGAAAAGAAAUCAGACCAUCUAUUGGCAGGAAGGGCUCCUGGUCACUUUUGAUGGGGGCUACCUCAGUGUGGAAUCUUCCGACGUGAACUGGAAAAAGAAGAAAAGCGGAGGAAUGAAAAUUGUUUGCCAAUCAGAAGUGAGGGACUUCUCAGCCAUGGCUUUCAUCACGGACCACGUCAAUUCCUUGAUUGAUCAGUGGUUUCCCGCCCUGACAGCCACAGAGAGCGACGGGACGCCACUCAUGGAGCAGUACGUGCCCUGCCCGGUCUGCGAGACAGCCUGGGCCCAGCACACGGACCCCAGUGAGAAAUCAGAGGAUGUGCAGUACUUCGACAUGGAAGACUGUGUCCUGACGGCCAUCGAGCGGGACUUCAUCUCCUGCCCCAGACACCCGGACCUCCCCGUGCCGCUGCAGGAGCUGGUCCCUGAACUGUUCAUGACCGACUUCCCGGCCAGGCUCUUCCUGGAGAACAGCAAGCUGGAGCACAGCGAGGACGAGGGCAGCGUCCUGGGCCAGGGCGGCAGUGGCACCGUCAUCUACCGGGCCCGGUACCAGGGCCAGCCUGUGGCCGUCAAGCGCUUCCACAUCAAAAAAUUCAAGAACUUUGCUAACGUACCGGCAGACACCAUGCUGAGGCACCUGCGGGCCACCGAUGCCAUGAAGAACUUCUCCGAGUUCCGGCAGGAGGCCAGCAUGCUGCACGCGCUGCAGCACCCCUGCAUCGUGGCGCUCAUCGGCAUCAGCAUCCACCCGCUCUGCUUCGCCCUGGAGCUCGCGCCGCUCAGCAGCCUCAACACCGUGCUGUCCGAGAACGCCAGAGAUUCUUCCUUUAUACCCCUGGGACACAUGCUCACCCAAAAAAUAGCCUACCAGAUCGCCUCGGGCCUGGCCUACCUGCACAAGAAAAACAUCAUCUUCUGUGACCUGAAGUCGGACAACAUUCUGGUGUGGUCCCUUGACGUCAAGGAGCACAUCAACAUCAAGCUAUCUGACUACGGGAUUUCGAGGCAGUCAUUCCAUGAGGGCGCCCUAGGCGUGGAGGGCACUCCUGGCUACCAGGCCCCAGAGAUCAGGCCUCGCAUUGUAUAUGAUGAGAAGGUAGAUAUGUUCUCCUAUGGAAUGGUGCUCUACGAGUUGCUGUCAGGACAGCGCCCUGCACUGGGCCACCACCAGCUCCAGAUUGCCAAGAAGCUGUCCAAGGGCAUCCGCCCGGUUCUGGGGCAGCCGGAGGAAGUGCAGUUCCGGCGACUGCAGGCGCUCAUGAUGGAGUGCUGGGACACUAAGCCAGAGAAGCGACCGCUGGCCCUGUCGGUGGUGAGCCAGAUGAAGGACCCGACUUUUGCCACCUUCAUGUAUGAACUGUGCUGUGGGAAGCAGACAGCCUUCUUCUCAUCCCAGGGCCAGGAGUACACCGUGGUGUUUUGGGAUGGAAAAGAGGAGUCCAGGAACUACACGGUGGUGAACACAGAGAAGGGCCUCAUGGAGGUGCAGAGGAUGUGCUGCCCUGGGAUGAAGGUGAGCUGCCAGCUCCAGGUCCAGAGAUCCCUGUGGACAGCCACCGAGGACCAGAAAAUCUACAUCUACACCCUCAAGGGCAUGUGCCCCUUAAACACACCCCAACAGGCCUUGGAUACUCCAGCUGUCGUCACCUGCUUCUUGGCCGUGCCUGUUAUUAAAAAGAAUUCCUACCUGGUCUUAGCGGGCCUCGCCGAUGGGCUUGUGGCUGUGUUUCCCGUGGUGCGGGGCACCCCAAAGGACAGCUGCUCCUACCUGUGCUCACACACAGCCAACAGGUCCAAGUUCAGCAUCGCGGAUGAAGACGCACGGCAGAACCCCUACCCAGUGAAGGCCAUGGAGGUGGUCAACAGCGGCUCUGAGGUCUGGUACAGCAAUGGGCCGGGCCUCCUUGUCAUCGACUGUGCCUCCCUGGAGAUCUGCAGGCGGCUGGAGCCCUACAUGGCCCCCUCCAUGGUUACGUCAGUCGUGUGCAGCUCUGAGGGCAGAGGGGAGGAGGUCGUCUGGUGCCUGGAUGACAAGGCCAACUCCUUGGUGAUGUACCACUCCACCACCUACCAGCUGUGUGCCCGGUACUUCUGCGGGGUCCCCAGCCCCCUCAGGGACAUGUUUCCCGUGCGGCCCUUGGACACGGAACCCCCGGCAGCCAGCCACACGGCCAACCCAAAGGUGCCUGAGGGGGACUCCAUCGCGGACGUGAGCAUCAUGUACAGUGAGGAGCUGGGCACGCAGAUCCUGAUCCACCAGGAAUCACUCACUGACUACUGCUCCAUGUCCUCCUACUCCUCAUCCCCACCCCGCCAGGCUGCCAGGUCCCCCUCAAGCCUCCCCAGCUCCCCAGCAAGUUCUUCCAGUGUGCCUUUCUCCACCGACUGCGAGGACUCAGACAUGCUACAUACGCCCGGUGCUGCCUCCGACAGGUCUGAGCAUGACCUGACCCCCAUGGACGGGGAGACCUUCAGCCAGCACCUGCAGGCCGUGAAGAUCCUCGCCGUCAGAGACCUCAUUUGGGUCCCCAGGCGCGGUGGAGAUGUUAUCGUCAUUGGCCUGGAGAAGGAUUCUGGCGCCCAGCGGGGCCGAGUCAUUGCCGUCUUAAAAGCCCGAGAGCUGACUCCGCAUGGGGUGCUGGUGGAUGCUGCCGUGGUGGCAAAGGACACUGUUGUGUGCACCUUUGAAAAUGAAAACACAGAGUGGUGCCUGGCCGUCUGGAGGGGCUGGGGCGCCAGGGAGUUCGACAUUUUCUACCAGUCCUACGAGGAGCUGGGCCGGCUGGAGGCUUGCACUCGCAAGAGAAGGUAAUUCCUGUGGAAUGACUGUCACACAUCAGAGCUGGCUGGCCCGGGGCUGCAGCCUGACCCCUCUGCCAUCGGCCUCUAGUUCUCCAAGGACCUAGAAGACAGAUGGAGUUCUCCCCUGAACUCCUUGCUGCUAAGAAGUGCUGAGAAGUUACUCGCCUGGCGGUGGCUCCAGGGUUCUCUGGUUCUCUGGAGCAGAGUUCUCUGAAUACCCCAUCCCCCAACUGCUGAUUUUACAGCCCCAGGGAAGACAGUGGUAUCAGGCUGGGAGCGGCCUCCUCUGGCCUCCCCCAUCAGUUUGCAGGAGCAGGGGUGCAGGAUCCUGUUCUGAGCUGGGUCAAACAAAGCAGGGCCGGGCCUUCCUGCCAUCCCCAGGUCUCAGAUGGAAUUACACUAGAGGCCCUCCGCUGGGAAGCACUUGAGGUAGGGCAGGAGGGGGGCUGUGACCCCUGCCCUUUCCCCGCCAGAGACCUCAGGCUCUCAGCACAUUCCACAGGCUCCUGAGUCCCCGAGGCCUGGGCCAGCUUGGGCAAGCCAAGAUCAGAUGUCUCUGUGUUCGGGAAGGUCUCCGUGUGGGAAAGCCCUUGGGGGAUCCCGGGUGAGGAGUGUUGCCCCAUCCAGAGAAUGAAUGAGUUCCUUUAAGUGCCACCGCCAGCAAGCCCAGAGGCACACAGUCCGAGUGCACCCGCUUAGCCUUUACAUUCCUCUCCACCGACAAAAGGAAGGGGAAACUCAAUCAGCAGGACUUCAGAAAGGGCCUUGUGUUUAUAGCUUUGUCAAGUAAAUUUGGACGCAGCUGGAGCACAGGCCCUGUUUGUUUGCACAUAAUAAUCUUGUUUAUCACUUUAAAAAAUUCAGUAAUAUCUCAGCAGUCAGGCUUCUGGUUGUGAAAUCACAUUGUAUGGGAUUUAUACCAAAUUAUGUAUUUGCUAAACAUUCACUGCACACGUGUACAGCGGAGUACGAAAAGGAACGUUGUCCACAGGGGAUUUAUGGAUACAACAGCAAACAUUUUAUAAACUAUGCACAUGCAUUACACACAUGCACACACAUAUGCACACACAUGUGCAAACAUAGCCACUUUUUUGUCAAGAGUUACCCUUUGGGGCUCCUUAAACCAGAAUGGGAGUUUGAAAGAGAGAUCAUACUCCAGCUGAAGUUUGUUGACCCUUUUCUAAAAUUAAAAAGAUCAAAUUUAGUAUUUGCUGGAUAUGCAGGGAGAUGAGACUCUUUUAAUCUCAAAAUAAACAGAUUCUUUCAAGAACGAAGCUGUGGCCUCUGUCUUUUGAGCGCUUAUGACCACAGCACGGGCUCAGUCCCUCCCAGACCCACUCGCUGUCUGGGGAUAAUGGGCAGCCCCUCCUUGCCCACUGUGCCAACAUGCAGGUGGCCCCUGAGCAGCUUCCAUGGGUGGAGACGCUGCUCUGUCAGUCACAGGCUUGGAAAAAGCGAGUCCCCCCACUCUUUUUUUUUUUUUUUUUUUUUUUUUUACCAACCUGGGCACCAAGUCCCAGGGGGCUGAGGGUCUGUGCUUCCUGUCUACCUCCCUGCCAUUCUCUCACCCUCAUCCCACAGCAGGGUCUCAGGAGUCCCACUCUCCCUCUCCUCUCAUUCCAGUGCCCCACAACUGCCCAGUUAACCCCCAGAUGCAAGCCAGAUUCCAUCUGCCCCAGGCCCCAAGCUUUUGCUUUGGCAUCACGCGAGGCCAGGCUGCUUUGCAGGCACCAAAAUUCACCCUCUCCUACUCCUGGAAAAGCCCAGCCCCAGGCCUCACAGAGCCAGGGGAGGGGAUCUCAUCACAUCACAGUUAGAAAUCAUACAGGCCUAAAGUCCCAGCUACCCAGGAGCCAAGGCAGGAGGAACCCUUGAGCCUGGGAGUUGGAGGUUACAGUGAGCUAUGAUCACACCAGCUUUCUAGCCUGGGUGACAGAGCAAGACCCAACUCUUAAAAAAAAAAAAAAAAUACAGGAAAUGACUAAUGAACUUGACUCCAUGAAAUUGAAACUUACGUGGAAAAUUAGUCCAAAGCCUAAAAGACUAGCAACUGAGAAAAAAAAACAUUGCAACACAAAUGAGAGACAAAGACCUCACUUAUCUUCAUUACAGAGAGUUCGUAAUGUCAAUAAGAAACAGAAAACCGGAAAGGCAAACAGGUUAAGGGCAUGGGCAGCAAUUGAAUUACAAAGAAACAGACAGACCCUUAAACAUCAAUGCUUGACCUCACCCAACAGCAGGGAAACAGUCUCCACAACAGUAAAAUGUUGCUGGGAUGGGCCCAGCAUUCAGCAUGGUCCCUGCAACUUUGGCCUCUGCCCAGUGACCUCUGGCGGGUGUAGAAGAGCUCAUGCUUCAGUGAGGGGGUGGGGGGCACCCUGAGGACCCUGUCAACAUCAGCUGGACCACAGGCAUCUCAGAUAGAUGUCACUUACCACCCUCAUGUUGGCAGAGGGUGGUAACCAGCCAGCAUCUCCUUCUUAAACACCUACUAAGUGUCAGGCACUGUGACCGGAGACACAGUCAAGAAUCUCUGUGUUUUUUUUGUUUUGUUUUGUUUUUGUUUUUUGAGACGGAGUCUCGCUCUGUUGCCCAGGCUGGAGUGCAAUGGCGCGAUCUCAGCUCACUGCCACCUCCGCCUCCCAGGUUCAAGCAAUUCUCCUGCCUCAGCCUCCCGAGUAGCUGCGAUUACAGGCGUGCACCACAAUGCCUGGAUAAUUUUUGUAUUUUCAGUAGAAACGGGGUUUCACCAUGUUGGCCAGGAUGGUCUUGAACUCCUGAGCUCAGGUGAUCCGCCCGCCUCAUCCUCCCAAAGUGCUGGGAUUACAGGUGUGAGCUACCUGCGCUGGCCGAAUCUCUGCUUUUAGGAGCUCACUCCUCAUAGGUAGAGUUGACAAUAAGCACACAAACAAGUGAGAUAGCAGGGCAGCCGGACCACCCAGUUGGGCAAUUCGUGGCUUGGCCUAGGAACGUUACAUUUGACUGAGGCUGGCGAGGCCUGCAGCCUGCACCAGGAGGUACAAUGUGAGACUGAGGAAUGGGAAGAAGGCAUUCCAUGGAGCUCUGAGGGCACUGGGUGCAAGGGCCUUGCACAUGCAAAGACCCUGUUGUGGGUUCAAGCCACUGUGUGGGAGGGACAGGAGAGCCUGGCGUGGCUGCGGCCUUGAAGGAGGGGACUGUGCACACAGAAUUGCAAGUGGGGGUCUCCGCGGAAGCUCCUGGCAGUUUUAAGCAGGAUUAUUAGAUGAUUCAGUCAACUUUACAACUCACUUUGCUGAAUGGAGGGUGGAUUAACGAGGGGGUAGUUGGAGGCUACCCCUUGGAGGGCAUUCUGGACUUAUCUACCAAAAUUUCAAAUGCACAUACCCUCUGACCCAGCAGUUCCACUUAAGUAUUUGGUCCUGAAAUCUUGGUAAAAGUGCCCAAAGAUACAGAACAAGGAUGUUCACUAUAGCAUCUCUUAGAAUAUGGCCCCAAACAGGAAGCAACCCCAACCUCUAUCAUGAGGGAGGUCAUAAAAUUCCUGCACAUGCAACAGUGCCAUCCUCUGCAGCCUGUCAAAGAGGCAGGCAGCACUAACUGCUGGACUGGAAUGUUCUCCAAGAUAUAAUAAAUGCAUUUGUUUGAAAGCAGCUUGCAGCACAGUGCGUCAGGCCUCUGAGCCCAAGCCAAGCCAUCGCAUCCCCUGUGACUUGCACGUAUAUGCCUAGAUGGCCUGAAGUAACUGAAGAAUCACAAAAGAAGUGAAUAUGCCCUGCCCCGCCUUAACUGAUGACAUUCCACCACAAAAGAAGUGAAAAAGGCCGGUCCUUGACUUAACUGAUGACAUUAUCUUAUGAAAUUCCUUCUCCUGGCUCAUCCUGGCUCAAAAAGCUCCCCCACUGAGCACGUUGCCACCCCCACUCCUGCCCGCCAGAGAACAAACCCCCUUUUUCCUUUACCUACCCAAAUCUUAUAAAACGGCCUCACGCCUAUCUCCCUUCACUGACUCCCUUUUCGGACUCAGCCCACCUGCGCCCAGGUGAAAUAAACAGCCUUGUUGCUCACACAAAGCCUGUUUGGUGGUCUCUUCACAUGGACGUGCAUUAAAUUUGGUGCCGUAACUGGCGCGGGGGGAGGGGGGGGGGAACCUCCCUUGGGAGAUCAAUCCCCUGUCCUCCUGCUCUUUGGUCCAUGAGAAAGAUCCACCUACAACCUCAAGUCCUCAGACCAACCAGCCCAAGAAACAUCUCACCAAUUUCAAAUCCAGUAAGCAGCCUCUUUUUACUCUCUUCUCCAACCUCCCUCACUAUCCCUCAACCUCUUUCUCCUUUCAAUCUUGGCGCCACACUUCAAUUUCUCCCUUCUCUUAACUUCAAUUCCUUUCAUUUUCUGGUAGAGAUAAAGGAGACACGUUUUAUCCGUGGACCCAAAACUCCAGCGCCGGUCACGGACUGGGAAGGCAGCCUUCCCUUGGUGUUUAAUCAUUGCAGGGACACCUCUCUGAUUAUUCACCCAGGUUUCAGAGGUGUCAGACCACGCAGGGACGCCUGCCUUGGUCCUUCACCCUUAGCGGCAAGUCCCGCUUUUCUGGGGAAUGGGCAAGGACCCCAACCCCUUCUCUCCGUGUCUCUACCCCUUCUCCGCCUUUCUGGGGGGCAAGAAACCCCCAACCCCUUCUCCUUCACCCUGAGCGGCAAGUCCCGCUUUUCUAGAGGAGGAGCAAGUACUCCAACCUCAUAUCUCUGCGCCCCAAUCCCUUAUUUCUGUGCCCCAACCUCUUAUCUCUGUGCCCCAAUCCCUUAUUUCCAUGCCCCCACCUCUUAUAUCUCUGCACCUUGAUCCCUUAUUUCCACAUCCCGACCUCGUAUCUCUGCACCCCGACCCCUUUCCCACUUUUCUGGAGAGUAAGAACCCCUGAACCGCUUCUCUCCGUGUCUCUACUCUCCCUUUUCUUUAAACUUGCCUCCUUCACUGUAGGCAACCUUCCACUCUCCAUUCCUCCUUCUUCUCCCUUAGCCUAUGUUCUCAAAAACUUAAAACCUCUUCAACUCACACCUGACCUAAAACCUAAAUGCCUUAUUUUCUUCUGCAAUGCCGCUUGACCCCAAUACAAACUCAACAGUAGUUCCAAAUAGCCGGAAAACAGCACUUUCAAUUUUUCCAUCCUGCAAGAUCUAAAUAAUUCUUGUCGUAAAAUGGGCAAAUGGUCUGAGGUGCCUGACGUCCAGGCGUUCUUUUACACAUCAGUCCCUCCCUAGUCUCUGUUCCCAGUGCAACUCAUCCCAAAUCUUCCUUCUUUCCCUCCCGCCUGUCUCCUCAGUCCCAACCCCAAGCAUCGCUGAGUCUUUCUAAUCUUUUCUAUAGACCCAUCUGACCUCUCCCCUCCUCCCCAGGCUGCUCCUUGCCAGGCCGAGCUAGGUCCCAAUUCUUCCUCAGCCUCCGCUCCUCCACCAUAUAAUCUUUUUAUCACCUCCCCUCCUCACACCCGGUCCGGCUUACAGUUUCCUUCCGUGACUAGCCCUCCCCUACCUGCCCAGCAAUUUUCUCUUAAAAAGGUGGCUGGAGCUAAAGGCAUAGUCAAGGUUAAUGCUCCUUUUUCUUUAUCCCAAAUCAGAUAGCGUUUAGGCUCUUUUUCAUCAAAUAUAAAAACCCAGCCCAGUUCAUGCCUCGUUUGGCAGCAACCCUGAGACACUUUACGGCCCUAGACCCUAAAAGCCCAAAAGGCCGUCUUAUUCUCAAUAUAUAUUUUAUCACCCAAUCUGCUCCCUACAUUAAAUAAAACUCCAAAAAUUAAAUUCCGGCCCUCAAACCCCACAACAGGAUUUAAUUAACCUUGCCUUCAAGGUGUACAAUAAUAGAAAAAAGUUGCAAUUCCUUGCCUCCACUGUGAGACAAACCCCAGCCACAUCUCCAGCACACAAGAACUUCCAAACACCUGAACUGCAGCGGCCAGGCAUUCCUCCAGAACCUCCUCCCCCAGGAGCUUGCUACAAGUGCCAGAAAUCUGGCCACCAGGCCAAGGAAUGCCUGCAGCCCAGGAUUCCUCCUAAGCCGUGUCCCAUCUGUGCGGGACCCCACUGGAAAUCGGACUGUCCAACUCACCUGGCAGCCACUCCCAGAGCCCCUGGAACUCCGGCCCAAGGCUCUCUGACUGACUCCUUCCCAGAUCUUCUUGGCUUAGCGGCUGAAGACUGACACUGCCCGAUCACCUCGGAAGCCCCCUAGACCAUCACGGACGCCGAGCUGCCAGUAACUCUCACAGUGGAAGGUAAACCCGUCCCCUUCUUAAUCAAUACGGAGGCUACCCACUCCACAUUACCUUCUUUUCAAGGGCCUGUUUCCCUUACCUCCAUAACUGUUGUGCGUAUUGACAGCCAGGCUUCUAAACCUCUUAAAACUCCCCAACUCUGGUGCCAACUUAGACAAUACUCUUUUAAGCACUCCUUUUAGUUAUCCCCAGCUGCCCAGUUCCCUUAUUAGGCUGAGACACUUUAACUAAAUUAUCUGCUUCCCUGACUAUUCCUGGGCUACAGCCACACCUCAUUACUGCCCUUCUUCCCAAUCCAAAGCCUCCUUUGUGUCCUCCUCUUGUAUCCCCCGACCUUAACCCAUAAGUAUAAGAUACCUCUACUCCCUCCUUGGUGACCGAUCAUGCACCCCUUACCAUCUCAUCGAAACCUAAUCACCCUUACCCCGCUCAACACCAAUAUCCCAUCCCACAGCAUGCUUUGAAAAGACUAAAGCCUGUUAUCACUCUCCUGCUACAGCAUGGCCUUUUAAAGCCUAUAAACUCUCCUUACAAUUCCCCCAUUUCACUUGUCCUAAAACCAGACAAGCCUUACAAGUUAGUUCAGGAUCUGUGCCUUAUCAACCACAUUGUUUUGCCUAUCCACCCCAUGGUGUCAAACCCAUAUACUCUCCUAUCCUCAAUACCUCACUCCAUAAUCCAUUAUUGUGUUCUGGAUCUCAAACAUGCUUUCUUUACUAUUCCUUUGCACCCUUCAUCCCAGCCUCUCUUCACUUUCACUUGGACUGACCCUGACACCCAUCAGGCUCAGCAAAUUACCUGGGCUGUACUGCCCCAAAGCUUCACAGACAGCCCCCAUUACAUCAGUCAAGCCCAAAUUUUUUCCCUAUCUGUUACCUAUCUCAGCAUAAUUCUCAUAAAGACACACGUGCUCUCCCUGCCGAUCAUGUCCGAUUAAUCUCCCAAACCCCAACCCCUUCUACAAAACAAGAACUCCUUUCCUUCCUAGGCAUGGUUAGUGCAGUCAGAAUUCUUACACAAGAGCCAGGACCGCACCCUGUAGACCUUCUGUCCAAACAACUUGACCUUACUGUUUUAGCCUAGCCCUCAUGUCUCUGUGCAGCGGCUGCUGCCACCCUAAUACUUUUAGAGGCCCUCAAAAUCACAAACUAUGCUCAACUCACUCUCUACAGUUAUCAUAACUUCCAAAAUCUAUUUUCUUCCUCAUACCUGACAUAUAUACUUUCUGCUCCCCGGCUCCUUCAGCUGUACUCACUCUUUAUUGAGUCUCCCACAAUUACCAUUUUUCCUGGCACCGACUUCAAUCCAGCCUCCCACAUUAUUCCUGAUACCACACCUGACCCCCAUGACUGCAUCUCUCUGAUCCACCUGACGUUCACCCCAUUUCCCCACAUUUCCUUCUUCCCUGCUUCUCACCCUGAUCACACUUGGUUUAUGGAUGGCAGUUCCACCAGGCCUAAUGGCCACACACCAGCAAAGGCAGGCUGUGCUAUAGUACAAGCCGCUAGCCCGCCUCUUAGAACCUCUCAUUUCCUUUCCAUCGUGGAAAUCUAUCCUCAAGGAAAUAACUUCUCAGUGUUCCAUCUGCUAUUCUACUGCUCCUCAGGGAUUAUUCAGGCCCCCUCCCUUCCCUACACAUCAAGCUCAGGGAUUUGCCUCCACCCAGGACUGGCAAAUUGACUUUACUCAACAUGCCCCGAGUCAGAUAACUAAAAUACCUCUUAUUCUAGGUAGACACUUUCACUGGAUAGGUAGAGGCCUUUCCUACAGGGUCUGAGAAGGCCACCAUGGUCAUUUCUUCCCUUCUGUCAAACAUAAUUCCUCGGUUUGGCCUUCCCACCUCUAUACUGUCUGAUAACAGACCAGCCUUUAUUAGUCAAAUCAGCCAAGCGUUUUUUCAGGCUCUUAGUAUUCAGUGAAACCUUUAUAUCCCUUACAGUCCUCAGCCUUCAGGAAAGGUAGAACGGACUAAUGAUCUUUUAAAAACACACCUCACCAAGCUCAGCCACCAACUUAAAAAAGACUGGACAAUACUUUUACCACUUUCCCUUCUCAGAAUUCAGGCCUGUCCUUGGAAUGCUACAAGGUACAGCCCAUUUGAGCUCCUGUAUAGACGCUCCUUUUUAUUAGGCCCCAGUCUCAUUCCAGACACCAGACCAACUUGGACUGUGCCCCAAAAAACUUGUCAUCCCUACUAUCUUCUGUCUAGUCGUACUCCUAUUCACCAUUCUCAACUACUCAUACGUGCCCUGCUCUUGUUUACACUGCCAGUUUACACUGUUUCUCCAAGCCAUCACAGCUGAUAUCUCCUGGUGCUAUCCCCAAACCGCCACUCUGAACUCUUAAAUACAUAAUCUUUGCUGGCAGGACUAUGCUGAACCUCCUUUGGCACUCUCUAAUCAGAUGUCCUGAGUCAUCUCAAUUCUUAGACCUUUUAUACCUGUUUUUCUCCUUUACUUAUUCCGUUUAGUUUUUCAAUUCAUACAAAACCGUAUCCAGGUCAUCACCAAUAAUUCUAAAUGACGAAUGUUUCUUCUAACAACCGCACAAUAUCACCCCUUACCACAAGACCUCCCUUCAGCUUAAUCUCUCCCACUCUAGGUUCCCACGCCGCCCCGAAUCCCGCUCGAAGCAGCCCUGAGAAACAUCGCCCAUUCUCUCUCUCCACACCGCCCCCCAAAAAUUUUCGCUGCCCCAACACUUCGACACUAUUUUGUUUUAUUUUUCUUAUUAAUAUAAGAAGGCAGGAAUGUCAGGCCUCUGAGCCCAAGCUAAGCCAUCGCAUCCCCUGUGACCUGCACGCAUAUAUAAGCCCAGAUGGCCUGAAGUAACUGAAGAAUCACAAAAGAAGUGAAUAUGCCCUGCCCCACCUUAACUGAUGACAUUCCACCACAAAAGAAGUGUAAAUGGCUGGUUCUUGCCUUAAGUGAUGACAUUACCUUGUGAAAGUCCUUUUCCUGGCUCAUCCUGGCUCAAAAAGCACCCCCACUGAGCACCUUGCCGCCCCCACUCCUGCCCGCCAGAGAACAAACCCCCUUUGACUGUAAUUUUCCUUUACCUACCCAAAUCCUAUAAAACGGCCCCACCCCCAUCUCCCUGCACUGACUCUCUUUUCGGACUCAGCCCGCCUGCACCCAGGUGAAAUAAACAGCUUUAUUGCUCACACAAA
Homo sapiens (human) is the source of this 15674-nucleotide messenger RNA. It is a transcript of the gene LRRK1, whose product is annotated as leucine rich repeat kinase 1. Lineage: Eukaryota; Metazoa; Chordata; Mammalia; Primates; Hominidae. Gene Ontology annotation, molecular function: protein serine/threonine kinase activity; protein serine kinase activity; ATP binding. Bases 218 to 6265 code for a protein of 2015 amino acids. The transcript is spliced from 34 exons. The record is from RefSeq and is marked reviewed. Gene Ontology annotation, cellular component: cytoplasm; plasma membrane. Gene Ontology annotation, biological process: positive regulation of signal transduction.